Molecule: messenger RNA, 2117 nt
Organism: Asterias rubens (European starfish)
Lineage: Eukaryota; Metazoa; Echinodermata; Asteroidea; Forcipulatida; Asteriidae
Exons: 6
Coding region: 168-944 (258 amino acids)
Source: RefSeq, a predicted model, not a curated record
CAUACCUAUGUUGUUAUUGACUGUAGUCAUUUCAGUCACGAGUUCUUUCGGGAGUGCAGAACACCUACUACAAUUCGCUCAUUCAAACACACACCAUAGUACUCGCAGGUGCUUGGUAACUUUAAAAACAAAUUUUGAAUGAAGCUGGAAUUCAACCGAAUAAGAAGAUGACACUCGCCAUAUUCUUCAUAGCUGCUGUCCUUUUGGGCACAGCGAGUACGGGGGUAUCACAGGGCGUCCCAAUACCCAAGAGACCACCGAGAGGGUUCGUCUACAACGCCAGUUCCUGCACGGCACCGGUGGAACUCAAAGUAUUCGUAGACUUGACUUGUCCUGAUUGUAAGGCAGCAUGGCCCACACUGCUACAGGUAGCCGAGGUUUACAACCAUGCGCAUAUGGUUACCUUCGAGGUGCUUAUUUUCCCGCUGCCGUACCAUCGGGCCUCAUUUCCAGCCGCACAGGUAUCCUAUGUUCUCAACAAAAUUGCACCAGAGAAAGUCUACACGUGGUUCACGUACAUGUUCAAGAAUCAAGCCAAGUACUACAACUCCGCCAUCUUGAAACAAUCUCAAGAUGUUGUUCUACAGAUGUUCGCAGAUGACCUUUUUACAGCCACUGGUAUCAAACAGAGUGAAACGCUCCCUCAUCUCGUUGACUCUGAUGCUUCGAGAGAAGACGCCAUUGUCAUGUGGAAGUAUGCCUGUUCACGGACAGUUUCGGGGACACCGACUGCUCUCAUCAACGAUGUUCGAAUUGACUUUGGUAUCGACUGGACACUGGACGAUUGGAGUAAAGUCAUUAAUCCAUUACUCAAGAAUCAGGAAUACAGUAGUCCGAAGAAAUCUUGCCCGGCUGGAGAGGAAAGAUGCGAGUACCUCCCGGGGAAGAUAGAGUGUUGUCUGUCAGGAGAAGCAUGCAUCCCUAAUGUGGGUUGCAGGUGCUAAAAGUGUCAACUUAUCAUCAUAUGCGAGUACAAUCGUGUAUACUCCAGAGGAGGUUUCUGCAAAGUAUAGGAAGAUGAUGAGGAUGAUUUGCUGUCAGAGUGGCCUGAUCUUGUGUAUAUGUUUUCGUCAACUGUUUCAUGAGGUGUAUUAUUUUAAUUGCUAAUGAAAUUUAUAUUGAGGACAUUGUGGAAAAACUGUGUGACAUAAUCUUUAAGAAAACCUGUAGGUACGUGGUCGGAAUGUGGUUUGUAAAAAAAGAUAUGGAUGAGCAAAGAACUUAGAUGCACAAUAUCAUUGACCAAAAUUGAGUUUGUGACAAGGGACACAUUUGAUAUUCAAUAAAAUGUGGCAUGGUGUACCCCCUCAUAAUUGUGUCUCCAUUGUUUUCAGUGAAUCUCAGGAAUUCAUUACAGGUUUGAUUUGGUUUUUAUUUGCUGCCUUUUUUCGGAAGGGGUGGGUCUGCGUGUUCAAGAGGAAAAUGGUGCGUUAUUGUGGACAUCAAUUUGGAAAAACCCUCUACCACAUGUCGGGCAUUGUAAGGGGGCAGCACGUUGGGUUUCUUUAAUCAUAAUAUACCUUUAUGUUAAUAAAUCCUGCAUAAUAUGGAGUGCCCACUAAGAAAUAAAACGCGCUAAUUAAAGGUAUACAGAUCAAUCAAUCAACCCUAUUGGUGGGCGGAUCCAUGGUGAGUGCAUCACGCUAAAUAAACAACCCGGCAUGCUUACACUUUCAGUGGAAGCCCUAAUUAAACACCUCUCCGGAUCCACUCUUGCCUAAAAUAUGCACGCGGGGGAACAUAUUCAUUUAAAAAAAAACAUGAAUCAACAAUUAUGUCAACUGUCAAUUUGCCAUGACAUUAGUAACUAAAACCGUAGAGCUCAAAUUGCCUUGGGCGUAACUCAAAGAUUUUAUAAGCAUUAUGGUUUACGAAGCUUGACACUAUUUUAUUUACGUUUACUGUAUGGAAUGUUAGUAUUAUAAAUCUGAGUUAACCAAUUGGGAUGUUUGCAUUGUUUUCUCUGUUGUAUGAGUCACAUGGUUGUGUAUGUGAGGGAUAUGUGAAAUAACAUUAUUAUGAUUGGCACGAUUAUAAGGCAUAUACUUGCACUUUUGACAUUUCAGGUGGCUCCCAAUAUUAAAAUAUUCACUGGGUCAUGGUCUACAACUCAACGU